AUGGAUUUUUGUGCUCCUGGAACUUUCGGUGAUGACUGCAACUCGUUAUGUCACUGUCGAAAUGGACCGUGUGACUAUGUAACUGGUGAAUGUACUGGAGGAUGUCAACAAAACUGGACUGGGAUAGCGUGCAGUGAAUGUGUUUCUGAUCACUAUGGUCCUCUGUGUGAGAAAUCAUGCUCUAGCAGACACUGUGAUGAAUCAAGUGCGUACUCCUCGUGUAGUAGGGUGACUGGACGAUGUGACAACGGAUGUACAGCAGGAUGGAUGGAGAAAGACUGUACAGAGAUCUGUGCUUCUGGAACUUUCGGUGAUGACUGCACCUCGUUCUGUCACUGUCUAGAUGGGCCGUGUGACUACAUAACUGGAGAAUGUACUGGAGAAUGUAAACAAAACUGGACUGGAAUAACGUGUAGUGAGUGUGAUUCUGAUCUCUAUGGUCCUCUGUGUGCAAAACCUUGCUCCAGCAGACACUGUGAUGAAUCAAGUGCUAACUCCUCAUGUAGUAAAGUGACUGGACGAUGUGACAACGGCUGUACAGCAGGAUGGCUGGAACAAGACUGUACAACCAGUAAGAUCUAUACUAAAAUAGCAUAG
Molecule: messenger RNA, 597 nt
Organism: Gigantopelta aegis
Lineage: Eukaryota; Metazoa; Mollusca; Gastropoda; Neomphalida; Peltospiridae
Product: multiple epidermal growth factor-like domains protein 10
Exons: 5
Coding region: 1-597 (198 amino acids)
Molecular function (GO): scavenger receptor activity
Source: RefSeq, a predicted model, not a curated record